This is a messenger RNA of Neopsephotus bourkii (Bourke's parrot), 4272 nucleotides long. RefSeq names its product SH3 domain and tetratricopeptide repeats 1 (gene SH3TC1). Bases 274 to 4074 code for a protein of 1266 amino acids. The transcript has 18 exons. NCBI's taxonomy places the organism in Eukaryota, Metazoa, Chordata, Aves, Psittaciformes, Psittacidae. The record is from RefSeq and is a predicted model, not a curated record. Gene Ontology annotation, molecular function: protein binding.
GUACUUGCCACGUCCAAGCCAGGCUGUGCAAUCAACAGGAAAGAUAAGAAGGUCAAACAGGAAGAGCUGUGCUGGAGUCAGUUGUGAGCAGAGCUGAGUAAGGCACAGAUCUGUGUGCUCUUUACCAGCAUGUUAUAGUAAAUCAGACUUGGAAAAGAGGGAAAGCAAGACAGAAACUUAGAGGUUAAAGAUCUGAAGCAGGGAAGGUUUGGGUCUGACUGGAAACAUGCAGAGGCCAGUGAUGCCAUCAGCCCUGUCAGGGAUGGAGUCAGGAUGGACUCAUUGCAAGAACAAAUGGAAUGUUCUCAACGUGAAACGUGCAUGAAUGUCAAUUCAAGGAUCCUUCCUAGUCAAGCAGAGACUUUUCCAACUGAUAUAUCCUUGAAGUUAACGAUGGUAAGACGAAAGAGCGGAUGUCCUGAUCCCAGACUACAAAGACAGCUCAGAGGGCAGCUCCGUCUUCUGGAAAAUGACAGCAGGGAGGUGAUGGUGGUUUUCAGUGAGUUGUCUGCCAGGCUGCUAUCUAUUCAUAGUGAUCAAGAUCUAAUAGUGGUGACGUUUAAAACUUUUGAAGAAAUAUGGAAGUUUCUAACCUACCAUUCACUGGGUUUUAUAGACCAUUGCAUGGAGAACUUAUUCCUAGAUCAGUCUUUCUGGCUCUGCUCUCAAGAGGAGGAAGAAACAGGCAUUAAAGUCUCUAUAAAUGAAAAAUCACUAAAUUUGAUGUACAGAAGCCUGCUAGUACAGGAAGGGGCAUUCUUUGGUUUAUAUCCUGACAAUCUGAUAAGACAGAUAACAGAUAAUGAAAUAAACAGUUAUUUUGAGACUGGGGCUUUUACUGAAGACAUAGCAGGUGUAUCUGUGGAUGGUGACAUGUCUAAUGCUUCUGUGGAGCCAUUGAUCCCUUUUCAUCAAUGGUUUCUUAAAGGGUAUUCUGAUCCUAUGGAUUUUACACUCAAAACUGAAUCACAAUCCAUCAGGAAAGUUGAAAAAGGAUUCUGUCUAGCUGUGAUAAAUUAUGAAGGCAUUGUGUUAGAAGAGAUGAGCUUCCAGGAAGGGGACAAAAUUGAGAUUCUUGGAUAUUACAUUGAAUGCAUGGAGUGGUUUCUUGGAAGACACGUGUUUACUGGCCAAAUAGGUUUUGUAAAGACAAGUCAUGUUAAAGUGGACUUAUCUGGAAAUAAGACACAAGACCUGGAUUUUCUUGAAGCAGAAGAGCUAUCAUUUUUUUGCAAAGAAAAAGAUUUGGAAGAAGUAAUACAGUUGUUGAAACAAACAUCCAUCACAGAUGUUUGCUCUGUGUACAGAAUAGACCAAUUAGAAGAACCAGAAUUUCAGAAAGCUCAUGAGUGUGAAACUCCAUGUUCGCAUUCUAGAACAGGAUUUACUAGCAAGAAUGGCAAGAUAGAAGAAUUCCUGAAGAACUUCAAGAAUUUGGAAGCCACUUGGGCAGAAGAGCCAGCUACUGCAGGAAACAAUUCUGCUAGCUCUCUGAAUAAGGAAAUAUUUCCUCCACCUGGAGCACCUUGUUUCCACAUACAUGAAGAUGAUGCUCAAGCAUCUGACAUCUUUGAGUCAUUGUUACUCUUUUUAAAUAGGAAAGAGUAUGAGAGAAACUUCAAACACCUGUAUGAUUUUUCUUAUCCCUUUAUCAACAGCAUGUUCUAUGGGUUUUCUGAAGAAGAACUGGUUAGUUUUCUUAGAUUAGCACGGGAAGCAGCAAAGAAAGCAGGUAUGCCCUGGGCACUAGCAAGGCUAUGCUUUCUCUUAGGCAGGCUUAGUGUUAAAAAGCUGAAGUUUUCCCAAGCACGGGUGUAUUUUGAGGAAGCUUUGAGAGCAAUAGCUGGAGGGUUUAGUGAUUUGUACUUUCUAACUGCUCUUUAUACAAAUCUAACAGUUAUCUACUUGACACAAAAGAACAAAGAGAAAUGUGCUCAUGUUUUUGACAAGGCUACAGCUCUCCUCAUGGGAAUUCCCAGCUACAUUUGCAGUACCGACCUGGAGUCGGAUAUUCUAAAGUAUGCUCUGAAGAGAACGAUUCUGAGCCAGAACAAACAUGCAGAGGUAAGGGCAUGCUUUCUCCUGGCAAAACACUACAGUGCACACAAACAACAUGAAGAGGCUCUACCAUUCUUGGAAAGGUUUCAAGUGUUGCUUAAUGACUUGGGUUUACAAAACAACUUAUCAAACAACUGUUAUAUCAAACUAGCAGAGUCCUACAAUGAAAAGUGUUUGCCACACAUUGUAUUAAGUUGCUUAAAGGUCGCCUCUACCCAGAGCUCUGGUACUUUAAUGGAUUCCUUGAAAAUGAUUGAUUUAGUCAUCAAAAAUGCUUCCAAGCUCUAUGGCCUGAGGAAAUACAGACCAAUACUCCCAACCCAAGUGGCACCUUACCUCAUACAAGCACUUUCCUCUGUGUUUACUAAUGAGCAGCAAGGACUAUGCAGCACUAUCUAUCUUAGCUUAGCAAAACUGUACAGCCACCACAAACUGUAUGGAAAUGCCAUUGUUUACAUGAUGAAAGCACUGGACUCUGAUGUUUCUGCUAAGCCAGAGGAAAUUAUUAACUAUUUGGUUUCACUUGCUUGGCUAUACAUUCUUUACAGGCAAUAUAAUGUGGCUUUAGCUAUCCUAAAUGCUGUUGUAGAUUGUUCAUGGAGCAGUGCUCAACAACUAGGCAACACUUAUAAUAUGCUUGCUAUUGCUUUGAAAAGAACAAACAAUACAAAAGAAGCUGCUGAGAGUUACUACAAAGCACUACAUCUUUCAGAAGAGACUGAUACGAUCCAUAACCAGGCUAUAGUCCUGGCUAAUUUUGGGACACUCUGUCUGCAAGCAGCAGCCAGCAAGCUGGCAGAACAUUAUUAUAUCAGGGCAGUGAAAUUGUUCUCCAAGCUUCCAAGUAUGGACUACAGCCAAGAGUUUAUUCAAGUCCUCCUUCAGCUGGGAUGUUACUAUGUUGGUGGAACUCAAAGAGAAAAAAGCAGGUUUUACUAUGAAUGGGCGUUUCUAGUUGCAAUGGAGACAAGCCAUCUGGAAAGUCAACUACAAGCAAUUAAACUGCUGUGUCAGUUCUACAGCACAGUUGUUCCCAAUGAGGCUCAGUGUGUCAUCUACAAUGAAUAUCAGCUAUCUUUAGCCAGGAAGAUGUCCAACAAAGCUCUGGAGGGACAAAUUUUGGAAACCAUUAGUCAGCUCUAUUUGUCUUUAGGAACAGAAAGGGCUUACAGGUCAGCUCUGGAAUAUACCAAAAGAAGCCUUGGAAUAUUUAUAGAUCUGCAGAAAAAAGAGAAAGAGGCACAUGCUUGGCUACGGGCAGGAAAGAUAUAUUAUGUUCUGAGGCAGAAUGAGCUUGUGGAUCUUUACAUUCAGGUUGCUCAGGAUGCUGCUCUUUACACAGGAGAUCCAAAUUUGGGAAUGGAACUGUUUGAAGCUGCUGGAGACAUAUUUUUCAAUGGUACCUGGGACAAGGAGAAAGCAGUGACUUUCUAUAAGGACAGGGCUCUUCCACUUGCUGUUCAGACUGGCAACAAAACCACCGAACUCAGAUUAUACAAUAAACUGGUGGAACUGUUGGUGAAUCUGAAGGCUUAUGAGGAAAGUCUGGAAUACGCCAAAGCAUCUCUCGUGCUCAGUGUAAAUCUAGGGAAUCAGCUAAAUGAGCGAAUAGCUUAUCAUCGGCUGGCUGCAAUCCAUCAUCAUUUGGGUCACUGUGAACUAGCUGAACACUUCUAUUUAAAGGCCUUGUCCCUCUGUUCCUCUCCUCUGGAGUUUGAGGAGGAAACACUGUAUUACAUGAAGGUGUACUUGGUCUUAGGAGACAUUAUAUUCUAUGAACUUAAGGACCCUUUUGAUGCAGCAGGCUAUUACCAUUUGGCACUUGCUGCUGCCAUGGACCUAGGCAAUAAGAAAGCUCAACUGAAGAUUUACACAAGACUUGCAAUAAUCUACCAUAACUUCCUUGUGGAUCGGGAAAAGUCUCUCUUCUUCUAUCAAAAGGCAAGAACCUUUGCAACAGAGCUGAAUGUUAGGAGAAUAAAUCUAGCUCCUGAUCAGUAUUAUAAGAACUCAUGAGCAUCUUACAACUACAGAAGUACCUAGAGAAAUAUUGCACUGGCUUUGUAGGAGAAUGCAGAAUGCAUUCAGUGUCUCAUUAUGCAAGUUCUGUAAGACAGAGUUCAGCAUCACAGACUAAAUUACCAGUUUAUAUGACAGUAAACUAUAUUUCAUUGUCUUCAAGAUAUGCCAUGUUGGACUUGUUUGAGGAUCAGG